UUUACCCAAAUGCAUGCAAAAUAUGAUGAAAUAAAAGGCUUAAGAUACAUGAAGUUAGAAUGCAAAGUGGAUAUGCAGAAAAUCAAAGCAAAAAUUAUAAGGGUGACUGAGUUUUACUUCUUCUAUCAGCCAUUGGAUGACUGGCCUAAUGCACGGGUGAUAUUGGCAGGCCUAGUGAAGAAAAAAGCAAUAUUUGUGCAUCCAUACAGAUUUCCAAUGUUUCCCCAGUUUCAUAUUCUGCUGGAUAAAAAGACAAAUGCUGCAUGGGAUGGUAGAACAGGCAGUGGAAAUCAAGCACAUUUUUCUAUUUCCAUACCAAUGGAUCUGUGUGAUAGUCUUACGGGGUCAUUCCAUUGUCACUGGCUAAAAUAAUAGCACCUGGUUUCUCAGAACACAAUAAUAUCUCAUUGGUCACAGGAUGGUACAAACUAGAUCACUCCCCUUUUACUAAAAAGAGCAAAAACUGUGGAAAAGUUGCAGUAUCAAAAGGUAGAGAUGUGAAAAA
This is a messenger RNA of Saccostrea echinata, 505 nucleotides long. RefSeq lists its product as uncharacterized. The transcript is spliced from 2 exons. The coding region runs from base 10 to 372 and encodes 120 amino acids. NCBI's taxonomy places the organism in Eukaryota, Metazoa, Mollusca, Bivalvia, Ostreida, Ostreidae. The record is from RefSeq and is a predicted model, not a curated record.